This is a messenger RNA of Nerophis lumbriciformis (worm pipefish), 2152 nucleotides long. RefSeq lists its product as uncharacterized. Gene Ontology annotation, biological process: regulation of transcription by RNA polymerase II. The record is from RefSeq and is a predicted model, not a curated record. NCBI's taxonomy places the organism in Eukaryota, Metazoa, Chordata, Actinopteri, Syngnathiformes, Syngnathidae. Gene Ontology annotation, molecular function: RNA polymerase II cis-regulatory region sequence-specific DNA binding; DNA-binding transcription factor activity, RNA polymerase II-specific.
ACACCUCGCGAGAGCAGAGUGGUGCCGUCUUGUGACGUCAAGUGUGCGAACUGUCGUGAAAGCACAUUGCUAUAGGGCGCUAAUAAGUCAGUCUUAUUAUUUGUUCUCCAGUUUGAAAUAUUUUCGUCGUAUAAAAUAGAUCUUUGAUUCUUUAUUCAAGGAUAAAAUCGUCUGGAUGUGCUAGAAGCACUGUGCCGGUUCUCCUGCUAUCUUUGCUUGUUAGUUAGCUUCGCUCGCUAGUUAGCUUAGCUUGUUAGCUGCUAACAGAAGACAGAAGUUAUCAACACAUCGCUAAGUAGAGAUCAAGUGUGAGAGUAAAGUGUUGUGAUUGUGUGAAAAUGUCUACAUUACAAAUGUUGAGAGUGUUGGUGGAUCAGCGACUAACUGCUGCCGUUGAAGAAAUAUUUGUAGUGUUAAAAAGAACGAUAGCAGAAUACGAGGCGGAACUUUCUAGAACCAAAGAGGAGAACAAUCAACUACUGGACGCUGUUUUCACGAAACAUCAAGUUGUGUUACACAGAACAGACCUCGAUGAAGAACGUUAUCUCCAUCAGCAGGAGGAGGAACCACAGCCCCUCCACAUUAAAGAGGAAACAGAGGUACCACAGCUCCAACAAAUUAAAGGUCCACAGCCCCCCCGCAUUAAAGAGGAAGAAGAGGUACCACAGCGCCAACACAUUAAAGAGGAAGCAGAGGAUCCACAGCCCCCCCACGUUAAAAAGGAAGAGGAGGUACACAGUAUCAGUCAGGAGGGAGAUCAUAUUGAAGGACUGGUGGAGUUCCCAGUGAUUGGUGUCCCUGUGAAGAGUGAAGAUGAUGAGGUCAAGGGUGAAAGUGAGGAGAAGAGAGAGGCGGAGCCUCCAAGCAGCAGUUUAACACAACACAUGACAACAGAAGCUGAUGGAGACCACUGUGGAGUAGACAAGCUCUUAGCUCCACUAUCAUAUAGUGAGGACACAACGUCACACUCUCCUGACACUGAUGAUGAAGACUCUAAAGAUGAUAAGACAUGGGACCCUGACAACACUCACUUGAAGUGUUCCCACUGUGACAAAAUAUUUAAAUGCCAUAGUGAUCAGAAAAGACACAUUAGAAUACACACUGGAGAGAAACCUUUUUCUUGUUCAAUCUGUGGAUUAUGUUUUACAAGGAAGGACAGUUUGAAAGAUCACACUAGAACACACACUGGCGAAAAACCCUUUUCCUGUUCUGUGUGUGAUUCAAAUUUUGCACUAAGUGGAAAUUACAAACAACACAUGAGAACACACACUGGAGAGAAACCUUUUUCUUGUUCAAUCUGUGGCUUAUCUUUUAAUAGGAGGAUCAGAUUGAAAGAUCACACUAGAACACACACCGGAGAAAAACCUUUUUCCUGUUCUGUGUGUGGUUCAAGUUUUGCACGAAGUCGAGAUCUGAAAAGACACAUGAGAACACACGCUGGAGAAAAAGGGUUGAGUUGCAGUGUGUGUGAUGAAAGAUUCUCUCAUGAGUACCAACGUAACAAACACAAGUGUGCUGGUGAGAACAGCAGCAGUAAAAUAAAAAAGUUCUCCGCAGACCUCCACCAGGCCAAAUCUCCCAGUCGUAAAGCAUCCUUCAAAAGAAAGCUGAAUCCAAAUGGUGAUCAGGAUCAACACCAAAAUCUAAUCACUUGUUCUUUAUCCCAUUUCUGACAUGUCUUGAAAGUUCCAUUAACAUCUGACUAUACUUGUUGUUGUUAUAGUUCCAACUAAAUGACAAUCAAACAAACCCCAAAUCACUUUUAGUUACUUUACAAUUACUUCAAUAGCAAACAUGUAAAUAUGUUUCUUAGUUACACAUCCUGGAAAACAACAUCCACACAAUAGUUUACAUUUAUUAUUCAUUCUUACUAAUAUGUUUAGUUGUGUACUAACACAUACAUUUAUACUUCUGCUAAUAUUUAAGAAGUGAUGAUGAUGUUAUGGUUCAGUGUGCCCCUUCACAGGCUUGCUGUCUCCAAAACAAGUCUCCACCAUGGCGGUGCCAGCGGUCCUACUACUUGUAUUUGUACACUAUACAAUAUAAUUAUGCACACCUUUUGUACGAUAGACAUUUUUGUUUGUACUAGCAAUUUGAAACCGGCGCUGUAUCCUUUGCAUGUGACCUUGUAGAAUAAAAUAUCUGUUUUUUU